This is a messenger RNA of Echinococcus granulosus, 1521 nucleotides long. Its product is annotated as Tyrosine-protein kinase Srms. Gene Ontology annotation, molecular function: ATP binding; protein tyrosine kinase activity. The transcript is spliced from 7 exons. NCBI's taxonomy places the organism in Eukaryota, Metazoa, Platyhelminthes, Cestoda, Cyclophyllidea, Taeniidae. Bases 1 to 1521 code for a protein of 506 amino acids. Gene Ontology annotation, biological process: protein phosphorylation. The record is from RefSeq and is a predicted model, not a curated record.
AUGGUAGAUCGUGUUUCCAUUAUGCACCAACGUACUAAUGAGGGCCACUUUGCUUACCUUUUUCCUCAUCGCUACCAUUUUCGACGCUUUCUUCGCCUUGGACACCGUCAAGCUCGCUCUUCUGAUACCGACACUACCUCACCGCCGCCACCCGAAUUCGGAUCUUCAUCUCAGCAAGAGCCGCAACAGCAACAGCAGUUUGACCUAUACCCACACUAUGUUUGUGCUACUCGUGACGUAGAGCAGUCAAAUUUUCGAGUUAGAUGCGGAGACGUCCUUCUUGUUCCAGAAAAUACAACUGACCUAUUUAUUCCUGCGAAAAAUCCGCUGACUUUUGAAAUCGGCCGCGUGCCUCAAGACGCAGUAACUGAUGCCAUUGGCGAGUCUCUGAUUUAUGAUGCGUGGCAAUGCAUUGACCGCGAUGAAGCUGUCAAUUUACUCAGUAGGUCAGAAAUUGAAGCUGGCACGUUUAUUCUUCGUCCUACGUCUGGUGGUGCGAGUAUUGCCUUAACUGUGCGGACCAAUGCUCAGUCGAAUGUGGCUCAUUACAAGAUUGCGUUAAAUGCCAGUAGACAAUACUGCUUAAAUCCGUCCCACCCAUUUGAUCGACUGAUCGAUCUCAUCUCAUACUACAUAGCCAAUCCAGGUUACCUACAGUGCACCAAUCUUAAACCCUACUUUUCACUCCCAACCACAAAUGACGCGGUGAUCAAAGUGGGGGGAUUGGCGGUUUUCACCACGAAAGUCAUUGGGACCGGUGAUUUUGCUAAUGUCUACUGUGGCUCCUGGCAUGCUGAAGAGGCUGCUGUAAAGUGCUUUAAUUUACUGACACCCGUUGAGAUGCUCUACAGGGAACUACAAUUCUCGAAGUCUCUUGACCCCUCCAUCUGCGUUCGAGUCUUUGACAUCUUCUGCCAUACAAUGCCCAUGAUGGGGACAUCGAUUAUAAUGGCCAUGGAACUGAUGGAUUGUGGUUCAUUGAAGCACUUUCUGACAACGUCUGAGGCUAAGACAAUGCCACUCAGUAACUUGAUGCAGAUAGUGCGGAAGAUUGCAGACGGGAUGGCCUAUCUUGAGAAAAGGGGGAUAGCGCAUACAAAUUUGAAGGAUACCAACGUCCUCCUCCACAGUGAUGGCAGUAUCAAACUCGCCGAUGUGGGCACUCGGGGUGUCCUCUCUCUAGCCAAUGAGAUUUCUCCAGAGACGUUUGCCUUCGACUGCUGGUCGGCGCCUGAACUGGAAAGCUAUCCACGAAAGUUUACGCUAAAAUCGGAUGUUUGGGCUUUUGGAAUUCUCGGUUAUGUCGUCUUGACGCGUGGAGCAGAACCCUACAAUGGCCAGGAAAAGUCAGCAAUUGCCCGAUCUCUACCCCUUGGCGCUAGACCAGUGAGGCCGGCGGACCUUGGGGAGGUGGUGUACAACAAGCUGAGGACGUGUUGGGAGUCCAACCCAGAAGAUAGACCCAGUUUCCACGACAUUGUGGAGUGGAUGAAUGGUUUGGAUGGACUGUAUGCAAAUUAG